Molecule: messenger RNA, 2577 nt
Organism: Moesziomyces antarcticus
Lineage: Eukaryota; Fungi; Basidiomycota; Ustilaginomycetes; Ustilaginales; Ustilaginaceae
Product: pkinase-domain-containing protein
Exons: 1
Coding region: 1-2577 (858 amino acids)
Biological process (GO): intracellular signal transduction; protein phosphorylation
Molecular function (GO): protein serine/threonine kinase activity; ATP binding
Source: RefSeq, a predicted model, not a curated record
AUGCUGUCGUCAAAGCCCAUGGACCCCAUCGUCCACCACACCACCGAGCCCGACCAGGAGCGUCGAGGCGCCGAUGUCGUCCAUCUCGCUACCCAAACAAAUCAGAUGACGCUCCGAGAGAAUUCGGCCGCUCCAGGCUACACUACCUCACCCCGCGCUCAGGCUGCCUCGUCCGCACAGCCCAGCUCCACCUCGACAUCCGACUUGCCCACGCCCGUUGCCAGCAACAACGCACACGUCGUCUCUUCUCCGGCGCAGGUGGCUUCACCCGUGUCCACCGGAGGCCUCGACGCUUCAAGCGGCAUCGUCUCCGGCCCCGUCGAUGCCAUCACAGGGCCCAGCGCCUCCGCCGCCAAAAUUCGAUCCGAGAACCUCAGAAAGUUGGGUCUCAGCGAGCGCGCGGAUCACUCGGGCGUCGCCACACCUAUCGGCACCGGUGGCUCCUCCGCACACUUCCAGCCCAACAACGCAUCGUCCGAACCCGUCUCGCCCGUCGUGAGCCAGCCCAAGUCCGGCCUCAACAAGGUGCUCAGCGGCGCCAUGACUGGCACCAACUUCCAGCCCGUCCAGGGAGCCGGCGCCAGCGGCCUCGCAUCAGCGCGCGGCGUUGACGCUUCCGGCAACGAAACAGCCACCAGCACGCCUCCGCAGUUCAUCUUCCCCAAGCUCGGCUCGCGGCGCAACACCGACCGCCACUCCGGCAGCGGCAGCGGCGCCGCCUCGCCCUCGGACAACGACGGUCACCACAAGAAGAAGAAGGACAAGGAUCACUCGUCCCACCAUCAUAACCCGCUCUCCGACUUGCGCAAGUUCCUCCACAACCACAUCGGCCACCACAACAGCGACUCCCGCAGCGACAGCAGCCGCUCCGGCGUCGCGACCCCCAAGCGUCACGGCAAGGAUUCGCCGCCCCUCGGCGAAGACCACGCACACCUCGCCAAAAAGUACGGAAAGUGGGGCAAGGUGCUCGGCUCCGGCGCCGGAGGUACCGUGCGUCUCAUCAAGCGCUCCAAGGACCACACCGUCUUUGCCGUCAAAGAGUUCCGCCAGCGCAGGCCCGGCGAGAACGAGAAGGAGUACAUCAAAAAGGUCACCGCCGAGUUCUGCAUCGGCAGCACCCUCCACCACGUCAACAUCAUCGAGACCAUCGACAUCAUCUCCGACCACGGACACUAUUACGAGGUCAUGGAAUACGCUCCCUACGACCUUUUUAGCGUCGUCAUGAGCGGCAAGAUGUGCCGUCAGGAGAUCUACUGCGUUUUCCGUCAGAUCUGCGACGGUGUCGACUACCUCCAUUCCAUGGGUCUCGCACAUCGCGACCUCAAGCUCGACAACUGCGUCAUGACUACGGGCAACAUUGUCAAGCUCAUCGACUUUGGCACUGCCACCGUCUUCCACUCGCCAGGCAAGACCAAGGUGGUCGCCACCGGUGUCGUGGGCUCCGACCCUUACCUUGCACCCGAGGUGCUGUCGCAGCAGACGUACGAUCCGCGCCUCACGGAUGUGUGGAGCUGUGCGAUCAUCUUCUUGUGCAUGAUCCUGCGCCGCUUCCCCUGGAAGCUGCCGGACAUGAAGACCGACCCGAGCUUCCGCCUGUUUGUCAACUCGCAUCCGGAGCUGUGCAAGCCACCGGCGUCCGAGGCCAAGAGCGACGGUGUGCCGAGUCGGCAGGGCAGCACAACGUCGAGCACGCUCGCCAGCCGCGUCAACUCGGGCAACGACGUGUCGGCCAUCCGCAGGACGCUCGGCAUGUCGUCCAUCGACCCGGUCACCAGCUCCGACGAUGCCGCCACGCCGCAGAUCCGAUCGGCCAAGGAGGCAGGCUACAUGACGCCGCACUCGAUCCAUUCGAACCCGCACUCGCCGUCGCUCAGCGACUCGUUCGACGCGCACAAGAUGCUGGGCGAAGACAGCAAUGGCAACGGCGGCGCACCUGUCGCGAGCCCCGGCGCCGUGUCCCCCGUGGUGUCGUCGCCGAGCUCGACGCUUGGCGACAGUGCGGAAGGCGGUGCGUUUGAUGACGUGCGUCCGCAUCAGCACCGCAGCGACAGCGUGUCGUCGGCGUCGUCGCAGACCACGUACACGUCCGGUGCGGCCGACAGCAUCUUCCGACUGCUGCCGCGCGAGACGCGCUCUGCGCUGUCGCGCAUGAUGGCGGUGGAGCCUUCGCUGCGAUGCACGCUCGGCGAUCUUUUACGCGGACGUCGGUUCAGCGAUACGGACAGCCCGCUCACGCGCACGCCCGUCAUGUCGCGCAGCAACAGCACCGACAUGCUGCGGUCUGCCAUCGACGGCGCGCACGCGCAGGCGCAUCCGGAAGGCUCGGGCACCGUGUCGCCGCGCAGCGGCACCAUCGACGGCAUCAGCCGCGACGCGCACGCGGCCGGGCUGGGCUCCAUCGGACUUACCGAGUUCGAGGAUGAUGAUGACCAUGGCGACGACUGGCUCAAGGGCAUCCGCACGUGUGCGCACAUCGUCAAGGACGGCAAACCGGGCGAGCAGCCCGACCACCCGCACGUCAAGGUCAUGAGCGAAGACAGCAAGCGCAAAAACUCGCUCUUCCACCGCAAGGACUGA